Labeo rohita (rohu) is the source of this 7331-nucleotide messenger RNA. RefSeq names its product cell adhesion molecule L1-like a (gene chl1a). Lineage: Eukaryota; Metazoa; Chordata; Actinopteri; Cypriniformes; Cyprinidae. The coding region runs from base 253 to 4407 and encodes 1384 amino acids. The record is from RefSeq and is a predicted model, not a curated record. Gene Ontology annotation, molecular function: protein binding. Gene Ontology annotation, biological process: cell-cell adhesion. The transcript has 35 exons.
CUGGUUCUAGCUUUCCGUGAGCUGUCAGAGGUUUGUCAUACUGUACAGCAGUAUUUGUGCAUCAGCAAGUGGAGUUCAUGCUUGUUUAGUCUAACUGUAUUGAUGCAGGUCAGAAGGACAAUAGCGUGAGAGGACAAAGAUAUCCGAAGAUCUUUUCCUUAGAGGAGUCAGUGAAGACCUCUUACUACAAGAACAGCUUUCUGAGGGUGUUUUGAGCAUUUCCUUCAUCUUUGUCCUUAUCUGCUGACUGGGAUGAGGGGGCUCAGGAGCCUUAUUGUCGGGCUUCUGUCGGCCACCUUCUCCACUGCCUUUGGUCUUUAUUUCCCUCCUCACGUGGAGCAGCUGCCGACCAUCACCGCUCAGACCUCAGGCUCUCUCAUUGCCCUGCCAUAUGAUGAAAACUUCCUGUUCAAGUGUGAAGCCAAAGGCAACCCAAGACCUACGUACCGCUGGACGAAAGAUGGGAUGGAUUUUGACCCGCGUAAAGACCCUAGGCUCAUUAAAGACGAAAGUAGUGGGACCUUUGUGAUACCCAACAUUAGAGAUAAAGUGAAAUACCAGGGAAAGUACAGAUGUUAUGCCUCAAACAAGCUCGGAACUGCAAUAUCAGAAGAAUCUGAAUUUAUUGUGCCUAUGGUACCAAAGUUUCCCAAGGAGAAGAUAGAGCCAGUGGUGGUCACCGUGGGCGAUUCUGUGGUUUUGGAGUGUAACCCGCCACAAGGCAUUCCACCAUGGCAGCUGUACUGGAUGACCAAGGAUCUUCGACACAUUGAGCAGAAUGAGAGGGUGUCCAUGGGCCUCAAUGGGAAUCUGUAUUUCUCUAAUACAGUGGAGUUGGAUAGCCAUGAUGACUACUGCUGCUUUGCCUCAUUUUCCAAGAUACGCACAAUCGUUCAGAAACCCAGCAUGGUCUUGAGGGUCAAGCCAAGUCAGGGGGAUGAUAACACCAUGAGUGUUCAAAAGAGGAAGCCGAGUAUUUUGGUGCCCUCCAGUCAUUCAACAACAUACCUAAAAAAAGGAGAAGAGCUGGAGCUGGAGUGUAUCGCAGAAGGACUGCCUACACCGGAGGUAGAAUGGAUCAAGAUGUGGGACAACUUACCAAAGCGUACACAAAUCAAGAACUAUGGAAAGCUUCUGACUAUACCAAACAUCACCAAUCAGGAUGAAGGGAAAUACAUGUGCAAAGCCAAGAAUGAUCUCGGUGAAGCUGUGCAUCAUUUCCAAGUUGUUGUAGAAGAGCCGCCCAGAUGGCAGGAGGAGCCAGUGAAGAGUCAGUUAGCAGAGAUUGGAUCCGACAUCCACAUCAAGUGUUCUGCUACAGGAAAACCACAACCCACAAUCACCUGGAAGAGAAAUGGCCAUCCUCUUGAUGAUUUCCCUUCUACCAAUUACAAAGUGCUUGAUGACAGAAUAAUCAUCCUCAGAGCGGAGAAGACAGACACUUCAGUGUACCAGUGUGAGGCGUCCAACAGACACGGGACCCUACUUGUCAACACUAACGUGCUUGUCAUGAAUCACCCCCCUUUGAUUCUGACGCGGAAUUAUCUGGACUACGCGACCAUGUUAGGCAGGAGUGUGAUCAUGGACUGCAAAGUCUUUAGCUCACCACCUGCCACCAUUAACUGGAGAAGAGAAGACCCAGAGGGCUCUCUAGAUGGAGAGAGAUAUUCGCUCCUGAAGAAUGGCUCCCUGCAGAUUCACAAAGUUGAGAUGGAAGAUAUGGGCCAGUACGAAUGUUUGGCAAACAACUCCGAAGGCACCGCGAGCCUCACCACUGAACUUUUCAUUAAAGAUUCGACGAGGAUCGUAGAACCUCCUCAAGACAUGAAGGUCAAAAGAGGCUCUAUGGCAGAGCUGGAGUGCCAGGUGGAGUGCGAUCCCACCCUCAGAAGAGAGCUGAAGAUCUUGUGGAUGAAAGAUGGGAUGCAUAUCCUCUCAAACGUCUCUGAAGGAUAUUUCACAGAUGAUGGAAUUCUCCAGAUUAUCAAUGUGAGCCACAGUGAUCAAGGGAAUUACACCUGCGUGGUUCGAACAUCACUGGACCAAGAUACAGCUUCUGCAUACGUAACUGUGUUAGAUGUCCCAGAUCCACCGGUUGAACUGACACUGUCUGAUCGGAAAGACCGCAGUGUGAGGCUCCACUGGGCGGCCGCCAGUGAUCAUAACAGUCCCAUAACAGAGUUCAUCAUCCAGUACGAAGAGAACCACUGGGAGCCGGAGAAGUGGAAGGAGCUUCUACGAGUCGCAGGCAGCCAGUUCUCAGCCCCCGUGACGCUCUACGGCCACAUUAACUACCAAUUCAGAGUCAUCGCUGUCAAUGCUAUUGGGGAAAGUCAUCCCAGCAUGCCGUCUGACAGAUAUAAGACACCCCCUUGCGCUCCCGACAGGAACCCAGAAAACAUUAAGAUUGAGGGUCACCUGCCACAUCAGAUGGACAUCAGCUGGGAGCCGCUCUUGCCUGUGGAGCACAACGGUCCCGGUCUGGAAUACAAACUGAGCUACAGGCUCCUGGGUGUUGAGGACAGUUGGAAAGAACAGAUGGUGAAGAGACACUCAUUUGUGGUGCGAGACACCCCAACAUUCGUCCCCUACGAAGUCAAGAUCCAGGCCUUCAACCGUCACGGGUGGGCACCAGAACCCAAAGUGGUGACCGGUUAUUCCGGAGAAGACAUGCCCUUGGCAGCUCCUGAAGACGUAUUUGUGGAGGUGUUGAACUUCACGCUGCUGAGGGUCAGCUGGUCACCGGUGCCCCAAACCACCCUGAGGGGCCAUCUUGGUGGAUACACAGUGCACUGGUGGCAAACUCAAAGUCUGUUGACCUCUAAGAGAAUGCCCUCAGAGAGACAGUCUCUCACCAUCCCUGGAAACAGGAGUCACACCAUGGUGCCGGGACUGAAGCCAUUCUCUGAAUAUAGCCUGACUGUCAACGUCUUUAACCGGAGAGGGAAUGGGCCCAGCAGCAGUCCCAUCUCUUUCACAACUCCACAGGGAGUUCCUGAGCAACCUCCCAUCCUGAAAGCCACAAACUUUCAGAAAGACUCCAUCACGCUGGUGUGGGCGCCUCCGCAUGAAACCAAUGGCUUUCUCACGGGAUACCUGCUGCAAUAUCAGACAUUUAAUGAGACUCUGGGUAAGCUGAAUUCUGUGAACAUCAGUGCACCGGAUACAACACAGUGGGUUUUACGUGAUCUGCAGGAGGACAACUGGUAUAAGUUCUACCUGAGCGCGUGCACGCAGGUGGGCUGCGGGUCAGCCAUCAGUGAGGAAGGAGGCACCGUCUCUGAAGCAUUUACAAUGCCCGAACAUUCAUUUCCUGAAGUUUCUACAGUCUCAGCUGAAACGUCAACGGAGAGCUAUGAGCUGUCAACAUCUGAAGUGACAUCUUCUGAGUUGAGGCAACCUUUCUCUUUCACCUCAUCUAAUACAGACACUCCUUCUGUCAAUGCCACCUUUCCUACCUUAGGGCAACCUUUCUCUUUCACCUUAUCUAAUACAGACACUUCUACUGUCAAUGCCACCUUUCCUACCUUAGGGCAAACUUUCUCUUUCACCUCAUCUAAAACAGACACUCCUUCUGUCAAUGCCACCUUUCCUACCUUAGGGCAACCUUUCUCUUUCACCUUAUCUAAUACAGACACUUCUACUGUCAAUGCCACCUUUCCUACCUUAGGGCAACCUUUCUCUUUCACCUCAUCUAGUGCAGACACUCCUUCUGUCAAUGCCACCUAUCCUACUUUAGUUGUGCUCAACAUAUCCACCUUUGUAACUGACACCUCUGCAAGAAUCAGCUGGAGAACCAGAGGAGAACGUUCUGAUUCACAAGUCUAUGUCGCAAUAAUGAAUCACCGUGAUGGUAUCUGGCAGCUUUCAGAGGCUUUAAAUACAUCUAAAGGUUUCCACCUCAUUGAAGGGCUCAGCCCAGGAACUGUGUACACAGUCCGGCUGCAGGCUUCACACAGGGUUGAUGUCCCUAGCAUUUUUGAAGAGGUUUUCAAGACCAGGAAAGUGUCUAGUAAACAACUUGUGGCAUCCCAGAAGUGGUUUGUGGUGAUGUUGUGCGUGGUGGCACUGCUAACUCUGCUUGCCCUUAUCGGCUGUUUUGUGCUCAAGAACAAAGGCGGCAAGUAUGCAGUGAAAGAAAAGGAGCAUACUAAAGCUGAUCCUGAAUCUCACACCAGGGGCGAAGAAUCCCCCUACGAGUACAGUGACAAUGACGAGAAGCCGCUGAAGAGCAGCCAGCAAUUGUUCAGAGACAUCAAAGAGGAUGAUAGCAGCGAGGACAGCUCUGUGAUGUCAGAGGAGGACGACUGCGAAUUUAACGAAGACGGGUCGUUCAUCGGCGAAUACUCGGGGUACAAGCGCAGGGUGUCCACGGAGGUGAACGGACACGCCCCGGUGACCUCUUAAUGCUGGUUCAAUCUUACGAACUUUUACAUAAUUUUCCAGGGAGAAAGAAAAGUUUGUUUGUAUGAUGUGCCAUGAAUGUGCCUGUGUUUUUUAACAGUUUGCUUUUGUGUGAAUGGCCACUUCUUUACAGUAUUAAUAUGAAGGGUUCCGGCCUACAUUAAUAAGUAGCUCCGGCCAACAUGACAAUUAUGCCAUCAUUUACUCAUCGCUAUGCUGUUUCAAACCAGUAUGACUGACUUUUUGAGACGUUUAGCAUAAUGUUCAUGCUGCUCUUUCCUAACAAUAAAAAUAAAUGGUGACCAAGGACUUCAAAGCUCCAAAAAGGACAAAAAUAUAUCUACUUUGUGAAAAAGAAGUACAAAAAAAAAGAGUAUUUAUGGUAAUGCUUUUAAAAGGCUAUACUUAAGUUCAACUGACUGUAAUGUUUUGUAAUGGAUGUUCUAUUUGAAUGUUUUUGCAAUUAGUUUAGCAGUUAAACUUAAAUUUAUUUAAAUUUAGGAGAAUUUCUUGACCCACUUAAAUACAACUUAUAGGAUUAGUUCACUUCAGAAUUAAAAUUUUCUGAUAAUGUACUCACCCCCAUGUCGUCCAAGAUGUUUAUGUCUUUCUUUCUUCAGUUGAAAACAAAUUAAAGUUUUUGAGGAAAACAUUCCAGGAUUUUUCUCCAAACAGUGGACUUCAAUGGGGAUCAAUGGGUUGAAGGUCCAAACUGCAGUUUCAAAGGGCUCUACACGAUCCCAGCCAAAGAAUAAGGGUCUCAUCUAGUGAAAUGAUCAGUCAUUUUCUAAAAAAAAUAAAAAUAAAAAAAAUAUCAAUAUACUUUUUGACCACAAAUGCUUGUCUUGCAACUAGCUCUGCCCUACGAUUCAUAUUCAGCGAAUAUUCAAAGAAUGUUCAAAGAAAGUCAAACGGCCUUUACCAAAAAGGGUAAAACAAGUUGUCAGACAAUUUUGAAGUUGUUUUUCGCCCUACACUACCUUUUUGAACCGAGUACACAGAUGAAGAACUAACUAUGCGUGACCUUUCCAAUGUGAUAACGUAAUGUGUUAAGUCGUAAACACACAACACGGACAUUUUAAUAAAAUGUUGUUUAGUCAAUAUUAAACGCGCAGUAAAGUGUAAAAACAAUUGUCAGGCCAUCAUUACAUUUUUUUUUAUUAUAAUUAUCCAAUUACUCGAUUAAUCGUCAGAAUAAUCGACUGAUUACUCAAUUACCAAAAUAAUCAUUAGUGACAGCCCUACUUUAAAGUAAAAGUUUUUAAUUUUACAUUAUUACAAAGUGUAUUUACUACAAGUGCACGUUUCAUACAACUGACCCUUUGUAAACAGCUUGAUUGACAGGCGAUCUGACAAGCUGCAUUUAAACUGAAUUUUCAGCACCAUAGAAGCCCACUGUAUGGACAGAAAUCCUGAAAUGUUUUCCUCAAAAAAUAUAAUUUCUUUAUGACUGAAGAAAGAAAGACAUGAACAUCUUGGAUGACAAUGGGGUGAGUAAUGAAGGUGAACUAAUGCUUUAAGUGCACUACUUUUUCACAAGGGUAUUCAAAGUCUUUCAUACAAUAUGAAAUUUAAGUCUUUGUUCACUGACAUUCUGCUGCGACUCUCAAAUCUCAUUCACAUUUGUAUAUUAUAUUAAUAAUAUUCAUAUGCAAAUACGGCAUGUCAAAACAUAUAACGACGGGUGAUGGGAGAAAAAAUAAGUCAUACAGGUUUGCAUGACGAUGAGUAAAUGAAGACAGAAUAUACAUUGUAGCCAAAUAGUUUUAACAGAUUAUUUUGGUUUUAUAACACAUUAUUUGCCCAACAACAAAACAAUCAGGUUUGUGCACCUUAGAAUUAAUGUGGAUUGCACGGUUGUGGUUGCAUUAGGUAACAUUUUCACUAUUCCUGCUGAAGAAAAAUAAAUAAUUCAUGGCCUGUCACAAAACUGAUAUCUUGACAGCACAAUUUUCGGUUACAUGUUCGCUUGUGUGGGCAAUCACGUAACCUCUCUGCACGCCUCUCAGCAAGAUACUGACACAAUGAAACAAAACAAUUAUGUUCUGACUCUUCAAUAUAUCUACAAAAACAUAUUUCUGUUUAACCACGUAUUUGAUUAAAACUGACAUGGGAAAGAAAUCGGCAAGAAAGGUCAACAUUGAAUGGUUACAUCACAUAAUUUUCUACUUGCACUAAUAUGCAAAAAUAUGUUUUAGUGCAUGCGAGCGACCGCCAUAAGGGGGAUUAUGUUAUUAAUAAUGUACUGAGAUUGUCUUAGUAGCUUCUUGAAAUUAUAAAACUCAAGUAUGAUCAAGUCCUUCAAUAUACUUUCGGUGUCUUCAGCAAUUCUAAUUCUAUUUUGCCUUCAAAAUGACAUGAAAAACGCUUCUUCUUGUGUGUAACAUCAAAAUCCUUGUUUCUAAUCAUAUAUUAUGUCCAGGUGGCAAUCCAAUGAAAUAUCAAUCCAACUGCUAGCAUAUUUAUUAUUACUGAGAGGAAAAAACGCCCUUCUGUUGAUAUAUGACAUGCAUUUUUGUAAGUUUUCUAUUUUUAGAAAGAUUUAGUUGAGAGAUUUCACUGUAGCGACUGUUUUAAUUUUAAAAUGCUCUUCUGUUCUUGCACUGUAUAUACGUAUAUAUCUAUAGAUAAUAUUUUUUAAGUUUUUCUUUUUGCAUUUUUAUUUUAUGCAUUUUAUUUUGCCUGAAAUACUGCUUAUACUAAAGACUCAGGAGGUUUGUUAUAGAAUAUUCUGUGCAAAAUGUUCAUCCUUAUAUCUUCAGACCUGAAAAAUGUUUACUCCCACGUUUGCUGUGUUUUGCUAUAUUUGUCAUGCACAAUACAAUGAAAUGUUGACUAUCACAACACAUUUUGUUACACUGAACCUGAAUGAUUGCAGUGUUCACCACAAAAACACACAGGACAAUAAAAAAUACUUUUUUAAAUAA